AUGAGAAACCCAAAUCUUCUGUUUAGGGAUGGAUUGAUGAAGUUAUUUUUCUUGGAAGCUGACCGUGAAGGGAAAUCUAUGCUUGAAGAAGCAUCUGCAUUGGGACAUUUGGAUUCAACAUUUGUCUUGGAAUUGAUGCUGAUGGUAGAAGGCAAACAUUGGAAGCAGGAAGCUUUGGACAUGUUGAACAAUGCUUACCGUAGAACAAAAGGUUUACAACUACUUGAUGCAUAUUCUGCCUGGGCAGUUCCGGAUAAUGGGGAGUGCACGGGUGUUGUUGAUAGUGCCAAAGAGUUGUUGUGGACUGUUGAUAUUGUUCAUAUACUUACGACAAAAAACAUCACAUUUCGAUAUGAAGAGCCAAAUGAUUAUGUUAAAGGGGCAUUUGCGGUAGGCCAUGAAGAGGAUGACGAUCGACAAAGAUAUUGCAUGGUUUGUCGUUGGUAUGUGGAGUAUGGUAGGUUUUGUAUGUUUCUUAAAAAUAUAGAUGGUUGA
This is a messenger RNA of Lactuca saligna, 495 nucleotides long. Lineage: Eukaryota; Viridiplantae; Streptophyta; Magnoliopsida; Asterales; Asteraceae. The record is from the annotation of a GenBank genome assembly.